This is a messenger RNA of Kluyveromyces lactis, 741 nucleotides long. It is a transcript of the gene MRPL8, whose product is annotated as mitochondrial 54S ribosomal protein bL17m. NCBI's taxonomy places the organism in Eukaryota, Fungi, Ascomycota, Saccharomycetes, Saccharomycetales, Saccharomycetaceae. Gene Ontology annotation, biological process: translation. Bases 1 to 741 code for a protein of 246 amino acids. Gene Ontology annotation, cellular component: ribosome; mitochondrial large ribosomal subunit. The transcript has a single exon. The record is from RefSeq and is a predicted model, not a curated record. Gene Ontology annotation, molecular function: structural constituent of ribosome.
AUGACUAGAGGUCUAGCCAGGCAUUUGUCCAGAACCAAGCCACAUAGGGAUGCGUUGAUCAGAAAUAUGGCAACACAGUUGUUGCAACAUGGCACAAUUUCGUCAACAACACCGAAAUUAAAGGAAACACAACGUUACGUCGAAAGAAUCAUUACCAUUGCCAAGAACGGUAUACAGAAUGGUAACCCUUCGAGCAGCGUACCUGAAUUACAAAGUAGACUUUAUUUAUCCGGUGACAAUUCGAAACUUUUGAAAAAACUGUUCGAUGAAAUUGCUCCAAGGUACACCGCCAGAAACGGUGGGUACACUCGUGUGAUGAAGUUGGAGCCAAGACUUGGCGAUAGAGCUCCUCAAGCGAUCUUGGAACUUGUGGAUGCUCCAGUACAGAACGAAGACGGUCAACUAUUGAAAGGGAAUUUGAAACUAUGGUUGUUGACCAAAACUUGUAUGCAACAAAUAGAAGAUGCUGGACAACUAGCUCCAAAAACGGUGCAAAACUUAAAGAAAAUGGUGCACAACAAGACUCUAGACCAAUUGCUACAUGAAAUCGGUGUUAUCAGAAAAUAUAUUCUUGAAUCACAACAACAGAACAGUACCACUGAAGUAUCAGAAUUGCCAGAGUUUGACGAAACAUUACAACAACAAUUUUUAGCUGCUGUGAAGGAUCAAAUACAAAAUCACACAGCAGAAAAGAAGCAACCUGAUGGAUAUGUUUUCAGAGAAAGACCUACCCAAGGUUAA